AUGGAUUCCCUCGAUGGCCCAUGUCCCAGGCCAAACCGUGGCAGAGUCACCUCCGCGGCUGUCUCUCUUGUCCUGGAACAUCGACUUUGCUGGCUCCCUAUUGAUCACCCGCUUCAAAGCCGCGCUGGAUCACCUCGAGAGCCUUCUUUCCCAAUCCUCAGCGCAGCCCACAGUCAUCCUGCUGCAGGAGGUCGACCAGGACUGCUUCGCGCCCCUUCUGGCACACGACUUCAUCCGCACCCGCUACCACAUCACGAACGACGCGUCUUCCCAAAGCUACAGCACGCUGACGCUCGUCCCGAACCCCUCGCCGCGUACGUCUCCGCCGUGACGCGUGUGCCCUUCGCGCGCAAUUCGGAGACGCGGAUGAGUCGCGACUGUCUAUACGUCGACUUGGACCUGCACCUGCCGCAUGCCGAAGAGCGAUCUGCCCUCUUCCGACUGCGGAUCGCCAACACGCAUCUGGAGUCGCUCCGCGGCUUUGGCGACGCGGCACGCCCCAAACAGCUGGCAAAGAUCGCGAAGUUGUUGACGGCGCCAGGGAUCGACGGUGGUGUGGUUGCGGGCGACAUGAACUGCAUCGCGCCGACUGACCAGGAUCUGCCCGAGGAAGUCGGUCUCGCGGACGCGUGGGUGAAGAAAGAGGGUCAUGAGUCAAACGCUGAAGGAGACGACACGGGCGAGGCGGACGGUCAUACCUGGGGCUACCAGCCUAAAAAUCGGUUUCCACCGCGCAGAAUGGACAAAGUCCUUUUCGCCGGAAACGUAAGCGCUACGAUUGUUCAGCGUGUCGGAGUGGGGCUGCGAGUAGAGCGCGACAAAAAUCCGGUGUGGGUCAGCGACCAUUAUGGACUGUUAGCAUCAUUGGCGUUCAGCCGACCUGCCAUUGAGAGCUGA
Molecule: messenger RNA, 897 nt
Organism: Mycena citricolor
Lineage: Eukaryota; Fungi; Basidiomycota; Agaricomycetes; Agaricales; Mycenaceae
Source: the annotation of a GenBank genome assembly